CGCCGUAGACGCUGGGGACGCCAGCUUGCUCCUUCCUUUUGACGCUGGCAAAUGAUGCUGUUUGGAAAAAUUUCCCAGCAGCUCUGUGGCUUAAAGAAACUCCCAUGGUCACGUGACUCCCGAUACUUCUGGGGCUGGUUGAAUGCAGUGUUUAAUAAAGUGGAUCAUGACCGUAUCAGGGACGUGGGUCCUGACAGGGCAGCGUCAGAGUGGCUGCUGCGCUGUGGGGCCAUGGUGCGCUACCACGGCCAGGAGAGGUGGCAGAAGGACUACAACCAUCUCCCGACAGGCCCUCUGGACAAAUACAAGAUUCAGGCAAUUGACGCCACCGAUUCCUGUAUCAUGAGCAUCGGGUUUGAUCACAUGGAAGGCCUACAGUAUGUUGAAAAAAUAAGACUAUGCAAGUGUCACUAUAUUGAGGAUGGUUGUUUGGAGAGGCUUAGCCAACUUGAAAAUUUACAAAAAAGCAUGUUGGAAAUGGAAAUAAUUUCAUGUGGGAAUGUCACAGACAAAGGUAUCAUUGCUUUGCAUCAUUUCAGGAACCUCAAGUAUUUGUUUCUAAGUGAUCUUCCUGGAGUAAAAGAAAACGAAAAAAUUGUUCAAGCCUUUAAGACAUCACUGCCUUCUCUGGAGCUAAAAUUAGACUUGAAGUAAAAUAAUAUUUGAAUAAGUAUCUUAA
Budorcas taxicolor (takin) is the source of this 679-nucleotide messenger RNA. RefSeq names its product distal membrane arm assembly component 2 like (gene DMAC2L). NCBI's taxonomy places the organism in Eukaryota, Metazoa, Chordata, Mammalia, Artiodactyla, Bovidae. The record is from RefSeq and is a predicted model, not a curated record. The transcript has 5 exons. Bases 52 to 654 code for a protein of 200 amino acids.